This is a messenger RNA of Lycium ferocissimum, 1443 nucleotides long. Its product is annotated as autophagy protein 5. Gene Ontology annotation, cellular component: Atg12-Atg5-Atg16 complex; cytoplasm; phagophore assembly site membrane. Lineage: Eukaryota; Viridiplantae; Streptophyta; Magnoliopsida; Solanales; Solanaceae. The record is from RefSeq and is a predicted model, not a curated record. The transcript is spliced from 8 exons. Gene Ontology annotation, biological process: cellular response to nitrogen starvation; autophagosome assembly; C-terminal protein lipidation. The coding region runs from base 126 to 1220 and encodes 364 amino acids.
GGUAUACAUUAGAAAUUAUUAGUGGCACGAAUUCCAGUCAUAUUAAAUGUGAGCUUCACCAUGACUUGACGGUACGGGUGAUCAUUUGCUGCAAGUCAAAGAAGAAAGGGUGAAGGAUAAUAAAAAUGGAAAGUGAAGCAAAGAAAUACAUAUGGGAAGGAGCAAUUCCUCUACAAAUUCAUCUUCAUCAAUCCGAAGUCACUACUCUCCCUCCUCCCCAACCUGCUCUCAUUUUAGCUCCUCGAAUUGGGUACCUGCCUCUUUUAGCACAAAAAAUAAAACCUUUCUUCAGUGAUUCACUUCCUCCAGGUGUAGAUACCAUAUGGUUUGAGUACAAUGGCUUGCCUCUCAAAUGGUAUGUACCUACUGGGGUACUCUUUGAUCUUCUUUGUGCAGAACCUGAACGGCCUUGGAAUCUGACGGUACAUUUUAGAGGAUAUCCUGGAAAUAUUUUAACACCCUGUGAAGGCGAAGAUAGUGUAAAAUGGUGCUUUAUUAAUUCACUUAAAGAGGCAGCAUAUAUAAUCAAUGGGAACUGCAAAAAUGUAAUGAAUAUGUCUCAAUUCGAUCAAUUAGAACUCUGGCACUCCAUUAUGGAUGGUAAUUUAGACUCUUAUCUUCGCAUUUCGUCUAAGCUUAAACUUGGCAUAGAUGUGGACGAUUUUUCAAUAAAAUUGAACAUUUCCUCUCCUAAAUCACCGGAAAGCACUCAAAAUGCUGAUGGCACAGCAUCAGCUAAGCCAGGUAGAAUUCCGGUUCGACUGUAUGUUAGAACUAUCAAUGAGGAUUUUGAUGAAUUAGAAGAAGCACCGGUGGUUGGAAGUUGGGACAAAAUCUCUUACAUAAACAGACCUGUUGAGAUCCAUGGAGAUGGCAAAUGCUUCACCUUGUAUAAUGCAGUAACAAAACUUCUGCCCGAGCUUUUCGGGGAAAAACUUCCACCAAAAGAUGACGUUUCUAGAGAAGAAUUUGAGGCUGGACAGAGAUUAUCUCCUGAAGAAACAAACAAGAGCAGCAUGGAACAAAGUGGGGAGAUGUUGAAUGAGCACAUCGUCUCUUGCUCUGUUUCAGAUGGUGCUGAGAUCAAGCUCAUACGCAUUCAGGGAAUUGAACCAAAGAUGGAGAUUCCUUUUGCAUGGGUGGUAAACAAUUUGAUGAACCCUGAAUACUUUCUUCAUAUCUGUGUAUAUGUCAAAAUUCAAGAACCCAUUACCAUAUAGCAAAUUGUUUACUGGAUUAGUAUUUUAGGAGAUUUGGGAAUUCUUUAGUUCUGAUAAGUGUAUAUAUGUCAGUAACUGUAAAGAAGUGCAUAGGAUAUUCGAAACGAGAGUUUUUUCCUCUAGCUCUUGUCAAUGCUAUUGGCAAGAGAGCCAAACAUCUGCAUCUCAAACUCCUCAUGGUUGCAAAGUCUAUUGCCAUAAUAUGGAAAAACAGAUUCUAAGA